This is a messenger RNA of Micropterus salmoides (largemouth bass), 1384 nucleotides long. RefSeq names its product gastrotropin-like. Gene Ontology annotation, molecular function: fatty acid binding. NCBI's taxonomy places the organism in Eukaryota, Metazoa, Chordata, Actinopteri, Centrarchiformes, Centrarchidae. Gene Ontology annotation, cellular component: nucleus; cytosol. Gene Ontology annotation, biological process: fatty acid transport. The record is from RefSeq and is a predicted model, not a curated record.
AUGGCAAUGUCAGCCGAUGAAGGAGGUGGAGAGGGCUGUCAGUAUAUAAACAGGGAACAGUCUUGGUCUCAGUACCUUGUAUUUCCCUCAGCUUGCCUCAGCAUCUCUGCUCUCACGCCUCCACCCACCAACACCACCAAAAUGGCCUUUGCUGGAAGAUGGGAAACUGAGUCCCAGGAGGGAUACGAUGAGUUCUGCAAACUGCUUGGUAUCCCUGAUGACAUUAUUGAGAAGGGCCGUGACUACAAGCUGAUCACAGAGGUCACUCAGAGCGGCGACGACUUCUCCUGGACCCAGAUCUACCCCACAAACGCCAAGGUCACCAACAAGUUCACCGUUGGCAAGGAGUGCGACAUGGAGACCAUCGGAGGAAAGAAAUUCAAGGCCACAGUGCACAUGGAGGGAGGCAAGCUGAGCGUGACCUUCCCCAACUACCACCACACCUCUGAGAUCAGCGGAGGCAAGCUCGUUGAGACCUCCAAAGCUGGUUCUGUAGUGCUGAAGAGAACCAGCAAAAAGAUCUAACUGCUGACUGACCUUUGACCGCUUAAAAAUGGAUUAAUAAACUUAGAAUAUGAACAUGAACCACAACAUGUUUCCAUCUACACUUCCUAGUGUUUGUUUUUGUUUGUAUCCUAUUGUAGUGCCAUACUUUUAAGGGUAAUGUGUGAUUUUAAGCCACUGCUUCUGUUUUUGUUUUUUUAAUAUAAGAGGUUAUGCAAGAAGAAUCCGGGCUUUUGAUUAAUGCCACAGCUUAAAGGGGGUCAAUGGGUUCAACUUUGCAGGGAUUGGCAGCAGAAGUAGCAGCGCUAUUAAAAUGUUUUUGACUCUUAACUCAAUGAGUUAACCUAUGAGCCAUAUGAAUGGGGUCGCAAAGGUUCGCUAGACACUGUUUAUGUCUCAUUAGCAUCAACGUGUAAAUGUGUCUCUAAUCACAAACUAGAAAUGGAAAAUGGCCAUUUAGUGUGCAAUAUGCAAUAAAGUUAAAAUAUGUUUGUCAGUUAUAUAAGACUAAUAUAACAAGAGGUGGUGAUAGAGGAUGACAAAUAUGUGGAUUUUUGUUAGCAAUAUUACUAAUCUGGGUUGUAGGUAGACGUAAACAAGUCGUCUACCUACAACUGGAUUAGUUACAAUUACUGCCGUGGCAUCUCACAACACUGUAAUGUAUGUAAAUGAUUUUUCUUUUAAACCACUUUGGAUUAGCCUUUACAAAAAAAUAAUAAUAAUACAGAUUAUAACCUUAAACAUUUACACUUUUUAACAGAAUUUUGACAGUUUUUAAUGGACAGCUGGACAGCUUUUCCCCUGCAAAAGCAAAACCUCAGUGACUGGGUUUUUCAGUCAGCUUCACCUAUUUCAACAAUAAACUUCAGAUUUCUUGCUA